Molecule: messenger RNA, 961 nt
Organism: Hibiscus syriacus
Lineage: Eukaryota; Viridiplantae; Streptophyta; Magnoliopsida; Malvales; Malvaceae
Product: zinc finger protein-like 1 homolog
Exons: 7
Coding region: 1-615 (204 amino acids)
Cellular component (GO): Golgi apparatus
Source: RefSeq, a predicted model, not a curated record
AUGGAGAGUAUAACUGGCUUUCCAAGUGUUUCAAAUGCCAAGCUGUGCUUCGGGAGGGGGAUGGCUCUGAAACUACUCUAUGUCAUACACACAAAUUGUUUAAUUUCACUCGUCAAAAGUUUUCCACUUCACACUGCACCCGCUGGCUAUUCUUGUCCUUCAUGUUCUAUAUCUAUAUGGCCUCCCAAGAGUGUUAAAGAUUCAGCAUCCCACCUUCAUUCACUGCUGAAGGAGGCUAUCAUGCAGACUGGCAUGGAGAAGAAUUUGUUUGGAAAUCAUCCUCCACCUGCAUUUGCUUCAGAUCCACUGAUGAACAUGAACUCUACCGGAGGAAGGGAGCAUGGUGGGAAUUCGUCACCUGCUGUGUCAAAAGAUGAAGGAUACUCGACUAUUGGAGGACCUUCUAAACUUACGGUGUCCGAAAUAACAGAGAUAGAUGGUCUUGUUUCGGCUGAGAAUUACAUGAAAAUCUCUAGUCCAGUUGGUCCUGUGGCUACAACACGUAAGAGUACAGUUCAUGUUGAUAAACAAAAUCCAGAAAUCUCAUAUUAUGCCGAUGAUGAAGAUGGAAAUAAUAAAAAGUAUUCUCAAAGGGUAAGGUUCACCACGCCAUAAGUUUCUCAGAGCAUUGAUUCCCUUCUGGUCAAGUGCAUUACCUACUCUACCGGUGACUGCACCUCCACGUAAAGAUGCAGAUGGUGGCCCUGAAGGUCGGUUGAAGCAUCAGAGGUCAAUGCAGAUGGAUCCACGAAAAAUCCUUCUUGUCAUGGAAAUAAUGACGUGCAUGUCGACUAUGGGUAUCUUGUAUUACAGAAUCGCGCAAAGGUCUCUAGGCGAGGGACACUGGACGAGGAGCAAGUAGUAGUAGUAAACUAAUUAAAAAUUCUACUGUCUGUCAUUGACUUGUUGCCCAUUCUUUCCCUUGGCGGCGGUUGGAUUUGAGCACACUUAUCUCAACGUC